Messenger RNA from Liolophura sinensis, 1271 nucleotides. Its product is annotated as esterase OVCA2-like. The transcript has 8 exons. The record is from RefSeq and is a predicted model, not a curated record. Bases 210 to 902 code for a protein of 230 amino acids. Gene Ontology annotation, cellular component: cytoplasm; nucleus. Gene Ontology annotation, biological process: response to retinoic acid. NCBI's taxonomy places the organism in Eukaryota, Metazoa, Mollusca, Polyplacophora, Chitonida, Chitonidae. Gene Ontology annotation, molecular function: hydrolase activity.
GGUCUGUUGUCAGCAAUAUCAAAUAUAAAUGAAUUAUAUCCAUCUAUUUAUUUCAUGUACGUGUACAUGUAUUAAUUCUAUUUUCACAGACCCCGGGCUUGCUUAGCUGUGCUCAGGUUGCUGGUAUUUGGACAAUCCUGUAUGGAGACCACUGGACAAGAUUUCUAACCUAGGUGUGCUUUGUGUGGGGAGCUCUCACAUGUGCUACAAUGGCCACAAACUCUGACAACCCUCCCCUAAAUAUACUGUGUCUCCAUGGCUACAGACAAAACAGUCAGACUUUCCGAGAGAAAACUGGGGCAUUCAGGAAGAUAAUAAAAAACAAGGCUAAAUUAGUUUUCAUCACUGCCCCAAAUAUUGUGCCGCCAUUGGAGAGCGAAGAGGGUGCUGCUGAUACACCGAUUUCAUCAGAUCAAAGGGGUUGGUGGUUUUCUCGCCCAGACGAUUAUUUCCGAGCACAGGACAUUACUGACUGUGACAAAGGCUUCCGUGAAUCUGUGGAUGUGGUGUGCAAGUGCUUCAAAGAGGAAGGUCCAUUUGACGGAGUACUAGGGUUCAGUCAGGGAGCUUCCUUCCUCUCUCUCCUCUGUGCUAUAAAGGAGCAGGAUACAGAUUCCCCUAUUCAGUUUGAUUUUGCCAUCGUGGUUGCUGGUUUCAAGAGUCGGUCCAGUGAUCACCAGGAUUUGUAUCGUAACAAAGUCAGCUGCCCCAGUCUGCACGUUUAUGGGGAGACGGAUGGGGUUAUUCCCAAAGACAUGAGUGAAGAACUCGCUAAUGACCAGUUUAUUGAACCAACCAUUCUUCAGCAUCCUGGGGGUCAUUUUAUACCAGCAUCUAGCGCCCAGAAGAAGGUGUACCUGGACUUCUUAAACAAGAUGAUGCAGAUGAAAAACAGCCUCUAACAGAAGGCUGGAGUGUUUUAAUGAGGAUACUGCAGUCUCUGAAGUGUUUGGCUGUGAGUGACUGAUUGAAAUCUUGGCAGUAUUCCUCGAGAAUAAAGAUUUACAUGAUCUCAAGCCAGUGGAUUGAUAGAGUGAGACUUCUUGAUCGACAUCAGAGAUCUGUAUUUAGUCUUCAGAAAAAGAUUUACAAGAUCCAAAUGUUGAACGUAUUUCGUUGAACGAGCUCUGGGUGUGUUGUAGGGGAUUCAGAACUUUGUGACGAUACUACAUUGUGCAUUUCAAUACUGUUAUAAUACCCAAAAUUUCAUUGUUGAAUGCCAUUAGUUUGAUUACAGUACUGUGAUUGUGAUCAAAUUGGGGUUCUAUUUG